AUGGUCCACUCCGCAUCGUCGUCGUGCACCGAUUCUUGGAGUACGGGAUACGUCGAGCGUGACGAUGUGGAAAUGGACAACAAUUGGGAACAAGGGUCUGACGAUAUCCUCACCAUCCCAAAGCUAGAGCCUAUGGACGACGACCUGAGGUUGGAUGAAUUGAAGGCCGCCCCGUUGGCUCCCACUGCCGAGUCCGAUGCCCCGACCAGCCAUUCGAAGCAAAAGCGACCUCGAGGACGACCCAGGAAGCACGCACAUACCCCUAUUAUAGGCGCGAGCAAAGUAACCAAGGGUCGAUCAAAAACCGGAUGCAUUACUUGUCGGAAGCGAAAGAAGAAGUGCGACGAAGCCAAACCUCGAUGCAUGAAUUGCGAGAAGAACGCCGUGGUAUGCGAAGGAUAUCAUGAGAAGCAGAUCUGGAAGAGCGGCAAGGAACGGGCUGAAGAGGAACGUAUGCGACGGGAAAGCCUCCCAGUUAUCACCAUGCAGCCCAUCUUCCAUGGCGUCGAAACUGCCGAAGACAAGAUCUUCUGGAAGCACUACAUCGCCAACUUGAGUAAUAUCCUAACAGUCGAGAGCGAAGCCAAGAACGCAUUCAAGGAUAUCAUCCUGCAACUCGCCAACAAGCACCAAGGGCUGAUGCACUCGAUUCUUGCCGUUAGUAGCAAGCACAUUGACCUGGAUACCCCCUACGGUGCCAAGCUGCUCGCAGAUAACCCACAGUCCAGCCGGGAACUCUUGCAGCAGCGAUCCGACUACCAUCACGACGAGGCGAUGAAGCGACUCUAUAAGGACAUGGGCAGAUCCAUGGACAAGGACGACCCUGAGUACAAGACGAUUCUGUCCGCGAGAUACGGACAGAUGCUUUGCUUGCUACUACAGACUCGAGCUGAGGGAAACCCCCGGGGCGAACACCGCGUCCACCUGCAGGCCUACCAGGCACUCAUUAGACACUCGCCGCCCGAAGACCCAGCCUUCCAUACCUUCAUCACCGAAUUCUUCCAGUAUCACAUCUUUGCCGACGAUCUGUUUUGGCACCCUGAGACGAUGACCAAUCGUCUGUCGUCUGAGGACUGGGAGCCUACUGGUCCUAUUAACCCCCCUCGACUUCUUGGCGUUGCGGAUGGCCUCUUCCAGUAUCUCUCCCAGAUCACCACCAUCCGAAACACCAUUCGAGACAACAUGGCUGCUGGCGUCGACCCUCUCGUCGACUACACCAGCCUUUACCAAGCCGCCGAGAUUGACGCCGCCAUCCGGGAAUGGUCACCUCAAUGGGCUCCUGGUGAUAGUCGCGAUGGUGUAGCGCUACUUUAUAAGCAGAUGAUGUGGGUGUAUCUCUUCCGGACCAUCUACCCACCAUCCGCCUCAGCGAUCCGGCGCUCGACCUUUAGUACCCUGCCCGCAUUGCCUCCUGUGACAGCUGCUCCUCCGCGACGAGCCUCCAUGAUUGCUACCGUUUCUACGACCAGGGCGCCUGUUCAUGGUGUCCACACCCCUCACAGCCUGCCGUCAACCCGGAACCCGUCGAGGAGCAACUCGAUGCAUGAGCAUGAUUGCCAUGCCGAAGAUGCCUCAAGAGCAACUUCGCCGCCUCCGAGCCGACGCCCCGCGUAUCACGACCGACGCAUCACCCUUGCCGUCGAGGAGUCGCUCGUCAUCCUGGAGUCGUUCAAGCCUGCGGACCCCUCCCAAACCCUUCUCCUGAUCCCCUGCCUAAUCAUCGGCACGGCGUGCUUCGAAAGCGGUCAACGCGAGAGGAUUAGAACCGCCAUCAAGGCGAUUCGUGGCUACACUGGCCUUCGCAACUGCGAUCGCGCAUGUGAGCUCCUCGAGGCGGUUUGGGCCGCGAUGGAGCAGGGCGACUGGAUCGCCGUUUGGGAUUGGCAAGGCAUAGCCCGACGAAUGGGCCUUGACUUCACUUGCACAUGA
Ilyonectria robusta is the source of this 1929-nucleotide messenger RNA. RefSeq names its product fungal-specific transcription factor domain-containing protein. Gene Ontology annotation, biological process: positive regulation of transcription by RNA polymerase II. The transcript is spliced from 3 exons. NCBI's taxonomy places the organism in Eukaryota, Fungi, Ascomycota, Sordariomycetes, Hypocreales, Nectriaceae. Bases 1 to 1929 code for a protein of 642 amino acids. Gene Ontology annotation, molecular function: zinc ion binding; DNA-binding transcription factor activity, RNA polymerase II-specific; transcription cis-regulatory region binding. Gene Ontology annotation, cellular component: nucleus. The record is from RefSeq and is a predicted model, not a curated record.